GAUCAUGUCUUCCUAAAUUUUGUUUAAAACAAAUCGAAUAAAUGGGUUCGUAUCGGGUUUAUAUUCCGUUGAUUCUACAAAGUUCAAUUUUAAUGACUUCCAUCAACGGGGCCGAAAUAAAUUCAAAUUCAUCCAGUAAAACGUCUUGUGUUUUGCCUGAGUACCAUAAACAUGGAAAAUGGUCGAUAAAAAUCGGUUCUGGAGAGCCCGGUGAUCGAAUUGGCGAAGGAAGCAUUUUAGUAAAUGAAUGCGAUAAUGGGUAUACGCAAAUCGGGGACACAUCCUUCUGUUAUUCGGGAAGAUGGACUGAAUUAUUUGAAUGCCAAAAAUUUUGUCCUCCCGUUCACUCAUCUGUGUCUACAAUAGUAAAAUGUACCUACAAAGGAGAGUUGCGCGAAUGUGAUAAGGCUCCAGAUGGUACCACCUUAUCAGUUAGAUGCUCUGCAUAUUAUCAAAAUACUUUGAACAACAUAAGUUCAUAUUUCUGUGUAGAUGGUACCUGGGAUUAUGAGAUAAAAAGAUGUAGCCCAAUAUGCGGACUGACACAACCAUCGUCGUUUGAUGGUAGUGGCAAAUAUGCAUGGCAGGCUGCUUUGUAUAUAAAAAGAAACGAAAGAAAGGCUUAUAUAUGUGCAGGCACACUGAUAAGUUCAAAUGAAAUUUUAACUGCUGCACAUUGUAUUACUAAUUUUGAAGAUGGGACGAGGGAGAAUGUUGAAAAUUACGAAGUUGCCGUCGGAAAUUAUUACAGAGUAUAUAGACAUAUAAGUGACGUAUUUUCUCAAAUUUCAAAGAUUAAGGAGUUUAUUGUUCAUGAAGCUUUUAAAGGAUCUGAACGAAAUUAUCUGAGCGAUUUGGCAAUAAUUGUAGUAGAAACUCCAUUUAAUUUAUCAAGAUUUAUCCAUCCUAUAUGUCUGGAUUUUAACGACUCUGUAAAAUUAACACCCGGUAAACGAGGAGUGCUUGUAGGCUGGGGUGCCACAGGUGUUAAAAAUGAAUAUUUAUCUACAACACAAAAAGUUGUGCAUCCAUUAUACGAAGAUUUCGCUGUAUGUGCAACUAACUUACCAAAUGAUUUUAAACAAUUUUUGACUUAUGACAAAAUUUGUGCAAGAAGUUAUAAUUCUAGUGUCAGUGUUUGUGAGGGUGACAGUGGAGCGGGGUUACUUUUUGAAAAUGAUGGUGUAUAUUACCUAAAGGGAAUUACAAGUAUUCAAAAGCGAUCGACCGGAAUUACAUGUGACCCCAAUCAGUUUACUUUGUACACAAAUCUUUUUAAAUAUCAAAAAUUCAUCAUUAAUAAUUUAAAAAAAUACAGUGACGAGCCAUUACCAACACCAGAAAUUCUUCCUCGAACCGGUCUCACAACAUCAACUGCUGCUCCGGAUAGGAACACGUGUGUCAAGCCCCAAUCAAUCCAAAAUGGCAAUUGGAAACUUAAAUAUCAAGUAGACUUGGAAAACAAAAACUACUAUCCUCCAGGCACGAUAAUAAUCGCCAGCUGUAAUGAUAAUUACGCAUUGGAAAACGAAUCGAAUUUGUCGUUUUGCGACGAAGGUGCUUGGACACAAGUUUUUUCAUGCAAAAUUAAGUGUCCUAUAUUGGGAGACAAAGAGUAUACUACUCUAACUUGCACAUACAAUGAUCAGUUCAGAUCAUGCAAUCAAGCGAUUGCUGAUACAUAUCUGGAAGUCACAUGUGCUCCUUUUUAUGAAGUAAAGAACGACGACAGAUAUCGAAUUUGCAAGUCGAAUGGCACAUGGAAUGAUGACAUUCCGCAAUGCGUCCCAGCGUGUGGUAUAAAAAAUGGGCAAACGUCUAUUCUAGCUGUUGGAAGCACGAAAGCAAACAUUACGGACUUCCCUUGGCAAGUUGCCAUAUUUAAAAAAAUGAAAGGUGAAUUUAGGCCAUGGUGUGGAGGAUCUAUUUUAACAAUAUCGAUUGUUUUAACUGCUGCCCAUUGCAUGGUUGAGGACAAAAAUGAUGGUACAGUCGAAAUAAAUAAAGAUAUCUACGAAGUAGCAGUUGGAAAAUAUUAUAGAGAUUAUAAACAUCCUGAUGAAGAAAAUGUACAAUACUCAAAGAUUAAGAGAAUUAUUACAUCUGAGCAAUACCGAGGUUAUUUCGGCAAUUACGUGGGUGAUAUUGCUUUGCUAGUGGUAGAGAAGAAAUUAAUACUAAGCCGAACAGUGCAGCCAAUUUGCUUGGACAUAUCUGGCUUUUAUCAACUACGACCAAACCAACCUGGAAUUGUUUCCGGUUGGGGUUUCACAAAACAUGGAGGUGAUCCACCAAAUGAGCUUCGUCAAAUAGAAAUGCCUUUUGUGGAAGAAUCAUUGUGUCGUAAUCGAUUACCGCCUGAUUACUCGCAAAGAUACUUCUCGUACGAUAAAAUAUGCGCAGGAUAUAUUAAUAGCAGCAAAGCGGUAUGUGAGGGAGACAGUGGAGGAGCGUUGAUUUAUAGACAAUCAAAUGGACGAUAUUAUGUUAGAGGAAUUGUCAGCAUUUCGCCACGACUACAAGGAAGCUGUGAUAUUGAUCAAUAUUCGUUAUUCACAGAUGUUCUGAAAUUUAAAAUGUUAAUUUCUAGAACAAUUUUAAGAUACUCAUAUACGCAUGCAAAAAUAGAAAUAUCACAUUCAAUUAGAAAUGUACGGGCUGUAGAAAAAAGUCCGACUUGUGUCCUUCCGGAACAACCCAAAAAUGGAUUUUGGUUUUUACCCGGAGGGGUUGGAUCCCCUGGAAAAACUGUAUCAGAAGGAACCGUUUUAACUGUUACUUGUUCUCCUGGAUACAGCCACAAUGGAACUAGCUCCGAAUCUGUGUGUGUGGACGGCGAAUGGAGUAAAAAUUUGGAAUGCAAACGAUCGUGCAAACCAUUGAUUUCAUCUAUUUCCACUCAGGUGCAGUGUUUCAAUAACGGAGCAUGGUCGAAUUGUGAUCAUCCAGUCCAUGGAACUGCAUUAACCAUAACAUGUGCCCCGUUUUAUGUAGAUCCAUCUCCCGAAACGCAUUAUUGUGUCGAAGGAUUAUGGUAUCCAUACAUUUCGAGAUGUCAGGCAAUUUGCGGUAGGAAACGUGCAUCCGUAACUUCGUCUAUAAGAGGAAACUACCCUUGGCAUGCCACUUUAUAUAAAAACGUGUCCGGAAAGUUUGAACAAACAUGUGGGGCGACACUAAUUUCCAGUAUAAUGAUAAUGACAGCUUCUCGUUGUGUGGUAGACGACGAUUUGGAAUCAAAACCUGAAAUGUAUUAUAUUGCAGUUGGAAACUAUUACAGGCAAUUUAAACAUGCAAAAGAUACGAAUGCACAGUAUUCUAAACUAGCAUUAAUUAUACCCUCUUCUGAUUUUAAAGGAUCUUCAAAGAAUUACUACAGCGAUAUAGCAAUUUUAAUAUUGGAAACCCCCAUAAUAUUUACGGAAACAGUCCAACCAGUAUGUAUAGACUACGAAAAUAAAAUUGAUAUAAGACAAAAUCAAGUCGCUAGUCUUUUAGGUUGGGGAUCUUCCUAUCCUCACGGAGGUCCAUCUGAAACUUUAAAAGAUGUUUACGUUGGUUAUUCGGCUGAAUCAUCAUGCCGACAAGGUUUACCUACAGAUUUUAGACCAUAUUUUACAAGUGACAAAUUUUGUGGACACAACAUCAACACCAGUAAUAUUGUUUGUCAAGGGGAUGAAGGAGGUGGUCUGUUUUUUAAAGACAAUGAUGUUUACUACAUUAAAGGAGUCGCUAGUAUUCAACCGUUAAUAAACAAUACGUGUGAUCCUUUACAAUACUCAUUGUAUACUAAUAUAAACAAUUUCAUUUCCUUCGUUGGAUCAACAAUAAGUAGAUAUAGGAAAGUUGAAAAUCGAAUUCCACCCAAUGUCGGCACCCAGGACAAUCGAGGAAAAUUCAACGAGUCAAACAUACCUUUAAAAUCUUGUCUUUUACCAAAACAACCUGAUCAGGGCAAAUGGGAAUUAAAAUACCAAAGCAGCCAAAGGUACGGCGAUUAUGUUAUUUCAGGAACUGUUAUCAAUGCCACAUGCAAUCCUGGAUAUGCCCUGGAAGAAUUAUCCGAUUUCGCACUUUGCAAUGAAGGCAACUGGACUAACACAUUCACCUGCAAGAGGAAGUGUCCUGUCAGAAGAUCGACAGAAGUAACAACAUUCUCAUGCACUUACAAUGACUUCCAACGAGACUGUGAUAAAGCAAUUGUUGGUACUUUUAUGGAAGUAGUUUGUUCCAAUUUCCAUGAAGUAAAAGGUGGUGACGUAUUUAGGUUUUGUAGGGAUGAUGGAUCUUGGGGUAAUCAUGUUCCACAAUGUGUACCGGUUUGCGGACAGAAACGGGGGGACGCACAACUAUUAGGUAUAGGAUCAACUCCCGUUAACAUUGGUGAUUAUCCAUGGCAAGUGGCUAUAUUUAGAAAAAUGAAUUCUGAAUUUGCACCUCAAUGUGGAGGAUCUUUGAUUACUACUAAGCUUGUAUUAACGGCUGCCCAUUGCAUGGUUAACGAUAACUCGGAUGGUACAAUAACGUUUAAUUCUGAUGAUUAUGAAGUAGCUGUAGGAAAAUAUUAUAGAGAAUACAAUGAUCCCAAAGACACAAAUGCUCAAUAUUCAAAGCUCCGAAACAUUAUAAUAAAUGAACAAUAUAGAGGAUUCUUUGGAAAUUAUCAAGGAGAUGUUGCUUUGUUGGUAGUUCAAAAAGAAUUUGUAUUGUCAGCUGCUGUUCAACCAGUCUGCUUAGAUUUCUCUGGGAUUGUCAAUUUAAAAGGUGGUGAAGUAGGCGUUGUUCCCGGUUGGGGGUACACAAAACAAGGCGGUUCCCCCUCUGAUGUUUUACGAGAAUUAGAAGUUCCAUAUGUAGAAGAAAAUUUAUGUCGCUCAAAAUUACCGGACGCAUAUGUUCAAAAAUAUUUUACGUAUGACAAAAUCUGUGCAGGAUAUCAUAAUAGUAGCAAAGCUUUGUGUGAAGGUGAUAGCGGCGGUGGUUUAGUUUUUAAACAAUCAGAUGGUAGAUAUUAUCUUAGGGGAGUUGUUAGUAUAUCUCCAAGAAAUGCAGGAAGUUGUGAUAUCCAACAAUACACAUUAUUUACUAACGUACUAAAGUUUAGUCCAUUAAUUUCAAAAACGAUAAAUAGAUAUUCUUAAGUAAAAAUAAAUAUGUAUAUAUUUAAAAUUUAUCAAAAAUA
Molecule: messenger RNA, 5182 nt
Organism: Aethina tumida (small hive beetle)
Lineage: Eukaryota; Metazoa; Arthropoda; Insecta; Coleoptera; Nitidulidae
Exons: 29
Coding region: 42-5141 (1699 amino acids)
Biological process (GO): proteolysis
Molecular function (GO): serine-type endopeptidase activity
Source: RefSeq, a predicted model, not a curated record